AUGUUGGAUUCUAUCAGGAUGGAGAGUAAUUUCCAUAGCUUGAGAAGUUUCUGGAAGGUCUCAGGCAAGUCGAAUCUGAAGCGUAUAACCCGUGAAAUUUACUUCAGAAACGAUCUCGGGUGCGGUGUUAACUCUUGCGAUGCUUGCCCUAAUUCUCUCACACAGAGAAAAUUAAACGCCGAGCUACCCAUAAUAAUACUGUCGUUUGAGAUAAUAAAUAAUAACUUUGUGGUUCUGGAGGAAUUUUUGAAAAACUGUGUGAUUCCAGUAACUGUGAUUAAUGAGAUAAGGCGCAGGUCCCUAACACAGUACAAUAGGCUGAAAAAAUUAGUUAAGAACUCUGAACGGACUUUUUACGUAUUUUCAAAUGAAAAUCUUAAGGAUACUUUCGUGGAGGAGUUGCCAGGAGAAAGUGUUAGCGAAAGGGAUCAAAGAGCCAUCUUACAGUGCGCCUACUGGUAUUCCAACCAUUUACCAAAUUUACAAAUUCUAUUCCUAACAAGUUUCUUUUUACUCAUUUUUACACUAUUAAGUAAACUAUUGAAUAUAUAUUACUAUGGAGAAGAUGUCGUGAUGGAUCGUCCCGAGAAUUUGAGCAUAAUUAACUUACAUCAACUGUACGACAUGUUUCCCAAUGAUUAUGAAGGUAUGUUGGAGAGGUUGUCUCCAAAACCAGUUCAAAAUAUUUCUGGGACUGAGAAAGGGGUUUACCCACCUCACCUAACUGAGGCUGAGGUAAGGAUUGGGUUGGAUUCUGGAUCUCUCUUUAGUGGCACCUUGCAUAUGUACAUAGGGUCCUAUCAACGCGGUUACGUUUCAUGCGGCAAUCAUGAAUUUAAAGUUAACUCAUUAAUUCACCUAAAUCGAGCCCUCGAUGGCGAUCAAGUCAUUGUUCAACUCAUUGACACUCCCAAUAACACAGUUGAUAAUACUACUGAUAAUGUACAUUACAGUGAUAAUGGUAUUGAUAAUAAUAGUGCUGGUUUGGAGGAACAAGUUGGGACUGAAAAUGAUGAUAGUAACUUGAUCUACGGUUAUUUGGAGCCAGAGCAAUAUAAAGUGAUAAAACGUUACUGUAAAAUCGUGUCAAUAGUGAACAGAAUGAGAAAGGAGUUUUGUGGAAGUUUACUGCCAAUUGAGGGUGAAGUCGGUGAUGGGUAUGUUCAGCGCCUCUUCGUACCAGUUGAUGCCAGAAUCCCCUUCAUUUCCAUCGAGACUCGGCGCUCAAAAGAACUUGAAAACAACAGAAUUGUGGUUGAAGUUGACUCCUGGGAUAGGUUCUCAAAACGCCCAAACGGACAUUGGACUGAGAUUCUGGGACCAAUUGAUGAUAGAAAUGUAGAAUCCACCGUAAUUCUCAGGGAACACCAAGUAAUAACGGAAGAUUUUUCACUUCAAAGCUACAGACAUUUGGGUCUAAUUACAAGCUCUUUAGUUGAUACUAGUAGUACAGAAAAAGAUGAGGAUAAGAGUGAUAUAAAAAUAACUCCUGAAUUGUUAGGGGGUAGAGUAGAUUACCGUGAUGAGGUGGUUUUUAGUGUGGAUCCGCCCGGUUGUAAGGAUAUUGAUGACGCCUUGGGCUGUAAGAGGCUUUCUAAUGGAAACUUUGAGGUCUCAGUUCACAUCGCAGACGUUACUUAUUUCGUACCCGAGGGUUCAAACCUGGACAAAGAAGCCUCUGAACGAUGUACCACAGUUUACCUCGUUGAUCGCAGAACUGAUAUGUUGCCCAAACUCCUAACCACAAAUCUAUGCUCAUUAAUGAGUGAUGUGAAUAGAUUAACGUUUUCUGUGUAUUGGGAGAUGGACAUGAAUGGAGUUAUUCUGGCCACAAAAUUCUCAAAGUCAGUCAUCAAAAGCAGACGAUCACUCACUUAUCAACAGGCACAAGAAAUGAUAGAUUCCUCCUCCAAUGAUGAAGUAAGCGUUUCAUUGAGGAAUUUGAACAAUUUGUCGAAAAUCUUGAGGAAACAAAGAAUCGAACGAGGCGCAGUGGAAUUAGAAUCAUCCGAAGUGAAAUUUGAGUUUGAUAUGAGUAAAGUAUUGAAUUUGGAGUCAUACAAAACGUACGAAACAAACCAAAUGGUGGAAGAGUUUAUGUUACUGGCAAACAUAUCAGUGGCCACUAAAAUCUUCGAAAGAUUCCCGAAAUGCUCAUUAUUAAGAGUACACCCGCCGCCAGUUGAAGAGAAACUUAAUGAACUUAAUCGCACCCUUCAACAGCAAAACAUAACUUCUUUCAAAUAUGGAAACUCUAAACAGCUGAACGAGUCCUUGGAAAUAGUUAAAAAUGAAAAGAACGACAAGUUUACAACAGCUACUAAAAUUUUAACCACGCGUACAAUGUCACAGGCUCUUUAUCGGAAUAGUAAUGACUUGGACGAGGACGAGUUUAAGCACUACGGCCUCUGUUGCGAGUAUUACACUCACUUCACUUCUCCAAUCCGAAGAUACGCAGACGUUAUUGUACACAGAUUACUCGCUUCAGCUCUUGAUUUGGCGCCUCUCAACGUAAAUUUCAUCCAAUCAUUGAGUGGACAAUGUGAUUUACUGAAUAAAAGACAUAGAAAUGCACAGUGGUGUUCAAGGGAGUCAGAUAAAAUGUUCUCAUAUCUCUACUUCAAACAAAUGGGCGAUGUGGAGUGUAACGGGAUAGUGUUGGACAUAAACGAGGACAGAGUAGUGGUGCUGACUCUGGAGUACGGAAUAGAAGCUGUGGCAAACGUGGAGUACAAGUCCUUUGACAAGGUUAACAAGGUACUCGUAGACUUAGCUGGCAACGUCUUGAAGGUCUUCGACCAAGUUAAAGUCAGGCUUUACACCUGCAAUAAACACUUCAGAAACUCCAUUAAAGCUAAUAUCAUCUAA
Molecule: messenger RNA, 2868 nt
Organism: Theileria annulata
Lineage: Eukaryota; Apicomplexa; Aconoidasida; Piroplasmida; Theileriidae
Product: exosome complex exonuclease rrp44, putative
Exons: 12
Coding region: 1-2868 (955 amino acids)
Biological process (GO): rRNA catabolic process
Cellular component (GO): nuclear exosome (RNase complex); cytoplasmic exosome (RNase complex)
Molecular function (GO): endonuclease activity; 3'-5'-RNA exonuclease activity; RNA binding
Source: RefSeq, a predicted model, not a curated record